UAACCUUUUCGUUUUUUUUUGUUGGGAUCUUCUUUUCUGUUCUCUCUUGCUGUCGGACGUUUGGAUACACAUUUUUUAUCGGCGACCAAAUAGGGUUUGUCCUCCGAGGUUCACGAUUGUUAACCAAACCUUGUUGUAGGUUAUUCAAGAGUUAAUACACCUGGAACUGAACCCGGAUGAUUCAUUGAACCUGGACAGUGAUUGGGGUUAUUUAUUUUCCUUAAAUAAAUUUAGUAACAAAGUCCUUUUGUAACACAACAUGUUUAAGGAGAAACUAUUCGCUGACUGUGCCUGGUUCUGUUGGUUUUUUUUCUUUAAUGUAACUGCUCCGUUCCCAAGUCCUGCUGCGUUUGUCACUUUGUCUGCUCUUGCUUUUACGAUCAAAAGUAGAAGUGCAGUCUUUUCAGAGAGACAUGUGAGAAGGAAAGGAAAACCGAUGGUAAUGGAAUUAAAAAGGAUGAUAAUUGAGAAUUUUGUACCUAUGGUUUGUAAAGUGAGAGGGACUUGUGCGUGAGUUCAUUCGUGCUUGUGCUGGUGCUUGUGAAGAGGAUUUUGACAAGUAUUCAUGCGAUCCGGUUCACACAUUAUAUGGUGUUGUUUUCCAAUCUCAGCUUGAGAACAUUGACCUGAAAGAUUAAGUCUUUGAGGUCAUAAUCCAAACCUUACCCGUUUAAGAAGGCAUUACAGCUUCAACCAGUGACCAUUCAAAUCUUCUAUCACGUAUCCCCUCGCCUUCUAUUCAGACUGAAGGUCCAGGCUGAGAUCUUCAAUGGGCCGUUCUGGUGAUCAGAGUCUUGAAACCAAAGAGAUCGAUCUGAGAAGUAUGUCGUCUUCUUCACAUGGUCAGGUACCACAAGUCCACAAAGUGGCAGUUCCUCCGAGACAGAACCUCUUCAAGGAAUUCCAAGACACCAUAAAAGAAACAUUCUUUGCUGAUGAUCCUCUAAGACCCUUCAAAGAUCAAUCUAAAUCAAAGAAGUUCAUCCUCGGUAUUGAGGCCAUAUUUCCAAUACUUAAGUGGGGAAGAAGUUACAACCUUAAAAAAUUUAGAGGGGAUUUAAUAUCUGGUCUCACUAUUGCGAGUCUUUGCAUUCCUCAGGAUAUUGGAUACGCCAAGCUUGCACAUUUGGCUCCACAGUAUGGGCUGUACUCAAGUUUUGUUCCACCAUUGAUCUAUGCUGUCAUGGGUAGCUCUCGUGAUAUUGCUAUAGGACCUGUAGCAGUGGUUUCUCUCUUGUUGGGGACCCUACUUAGUAAUGAGAUUGAUCCUAUUAAAAAUGCGGAAGAAUAUCAGCGACUUGCUUUUACAGCCACUUUUUUUGCUGGAAUUACUCAAGCAACGCUUGGUGUUCUUAGGUUAGGAUUCUUGAUCGACUUUCUAUCCCAUGCUGCUAUUGUCGGUUUUAUGGGGGGUGCUGCCAUCACUAUUUCCCUUCAACAGCUCAAAGGUUUUCUUGGCAUUAAAUCUAAAAUGUUCACAACGAAAACUGAUAUUGUCUCUGUGCUGCAUUCAGUAAUCCAUACAGCCCAUCAUGGAUGGAACUGGCAAACUAUAGUCAUUGGAGUUAGCUUUUUGAGUUUUCUUCUGGUCACCAAAUACAUUGGAAAGAAAAACAAGACACUAUUCUGGCUGCCAGCAAUUGCUCCAUUGAUAUCCGUUAUUUUGUCCACUUUUUUUGUAUUCAUAACCCGUGCAGAUAAGCAAGGAGUAGAAAUUGUGAGAAAAAUAGAAAAAGGAAUCAAUCCAUCAUCUGUUAAAGAUCUUUAUUUAACAGGAGAAAAUCUUGGAAAAGGUUUUAAAAUUGGCAUCGUGGCAGGCUUGAUAGCAUUGACUGAAGCCUCGGCAAUUGGAAGAACAUUUGCAUCUAUGAAGGACUAUCAACUGGAUGGAAACAAAGAAAUGGUUGCACUAGGAGCAAUGAAUGUUGUUGGUUCGAUGACUUCCUGUUAUGUGGCAACUGGUUCUUUCUCUCGUUCAGCUGUAAAUUUCAUGGCUGGCUGCCAAACUGCAGUCUCUAACAUUGUGAUGUCAGUAGUUGUGUUCUUAACCCUGGAAUUCAUCACUCCACUUUUUAAGUACACUCCAAAUGCCAUUCUUUCUGCCAUCAUCAUUUCUGCUGUCAUCAACCUCAUAGACUAUGAGGCAGCAAUUUUGAUUUGGAAGAUAGAUAAGUUUGACUUUGUCGCUUGCAUGGGUGCAUUCUUUGGGGUUGUUUUUGUCUCGGUUGAGAUAGGACUUCUAAUUGCUGUCUCGAUAUCCUUUGCAAAGAUCCUACUACAAGUAACAAGACCCCGAACCGCAAUUCUGGGGAAGAUUCCUAGGACUAAUGUCUAUAGAAACAUCCAACAAUAUCCAGAAGCUAGUAAGGUUCCAGGUGUACUGAUUGUAAGAGUUGAUUCUGCAGUAUAUUUUUCCAACUCCAAUUAUGUCAAAGAAAGGACAUUAAGAUGGCUGAUGGAUGAAGAAGAAAAAGUGAAAGGAGAAUACCCCACAAAAAUCCAGUUUUUGAUAGUUGAAAUGUCACCCGUUACUGAUAUCGACACAAGUGGCAUCCAAGCCUUCCAAGAGUUACACAAAAGCCUUGAAAUGAGAGGAAUUGAGCUUGUUCUGGCAAAUCCUGGUCCAGUAGUGACAGACAAGCUUUACGCAUCCAAUUUUGCAAACACAAUAGGAGAGGACAAGAUCUUCCUCACCGUUGCAGAGGCUGUUGCAUAUUGUUCUCCAAAGGUGGUUGAGGACCCUUGAAAAAGAUCAAAUAUUGUUGUGAGACCACAAAUUUUCAGUGUAUUAGUUGGGGUAGUAAAGGAUUAGAUAGAAAAAGGUACAGUGGAAGAAAUUCUGCCAUAGUUAGUGCUGGUUCUAGGAUCCUUAUCCAAAAGUGUGUAGAUUAAAGUUAAUAUUUUAUUUAUGGUCUCAUUUUCAGAAGGGAAGUAGUUGUUCAUCAUCCCUUCCUCUCUCAUUGAGCCACUAAAAGAAUUAGAAGAAUAGAUAAAUCAAAUAAAUGGAGCAGAUGGAUUUUCUUUUUCU
This is a messenger RNA of Vigna unguiculata (cowpea), 3028 nucleotides long. Its product is annotated as sulfate transporter 1.3-like. The record is from RefSeq and is a predicted model, not a curated record. Gene Ontology annotation, cellular component: membrane. Gene Ontology annotation, molecular function: secondary active sulfate transmembrane transporter activity. Lineage: Eukaryota; Viridiplantae; Streptophyta; Magnoliopsida; Fabales; Fabaceae. Gene Ontology annotation, biological process: sulfate transmembrane transport.